CAGGCGACCAUUUAGUUGGAUAUCGCUAUUCACGAUGGCGGCUCCACGCGUCAGCUUCUCCGAGAAGGACCUCGAGAACGGCGAACACGGCACCGGUGCCGCAGAUAGGUACGAUGAUGCUGCUCCUCUUGUGCCUCCUCCACCAGAUCACCACCUCCACUGGCACGACCAACGACGACGACAACAUCAACACGACUGUCGAUACGAUCAUCGCCAUCACCACGAGUCAAACAACUACAAACGCAACAACCUGCCUGCUACCUGAGCAGAUCACAAAACGAGCUCUUCUGCUAGCUCUCGAGAGCUUCGAUAUCACUACCCUCCACCGACGACAGCGAUCUGGCCGACGACAGCCAGCCUGCACCGCGACUGCGCGACUGUCCGCUCCAUCUGCAUUCGCAAAAGCCGACGAGCCAGCGAAAUUUCAACAACGCCACACAACUCCGAUCCCGGACAGCCCUACGCGUCACCAGCCAGCGCAACAUCUGAGACAUUUUCGCUGACAUGCUUUCUACAGAUCCAGGAAAUGGUCCCAAGCCCCCGGCAACAUCGAGGAUCUCGGUACGUAGCUAUCCUCGUGCUCCGCAUAGUUCUUUGGAGCUAUCGGCACACCGCGAGAUCAUCCGAAACUGACUGUAUACCUCUCUCCAGACGAGUACACUGCCCUUCAGAAAUACAUUUCCACUUACCGGGACCCCAAGGCCGC
Molecule: messenger RNA, 706 nt
Organism: Dissoconium aciculare CBS 342.82
Lineage: Eukaryota; Fungi; Ascomycota; Dothideomycetes; Mycosphaerellales; Dissoconiaceae
Exons: 1
Coding region: 114-503 (129 amino acids)
Source: RefSeq, a predicted model, not a curated record